This is a messenger RNA of Echinococcus granulosus, 1131 nucleotides long. RefSeq lists its product as hypothetical. The record is from RefSeq and is a predicted model, not a curated record. The coding region runs from base 1 to 1131 and encodes 376 amino acids. The transcript has 9 exons. Lineage: Eukaryota; Metazoa; Platyhelminthes; Cestoda; Cyclophyllidea; Taeniidae.
AUGUCAUCUAAGACUACUGAUAAUAGACGCAUAAUAAUGAAGCAAAUUAAAUUUAUCUUUAUUAAAAUUUUGGUUAAGACAGAAAAACAAAAUUUACCAGUUUCGCUAGUUGUUUUUGUUUGCUUUCUGCAGAUCAAUAUGAUUACCUCUGCACUCAUGACGCCUGAUGAGAAGCGUUAUUUUGAGAAUUUGGUUUCUUUUAACAGCAGAGUUAAAGUGUCUUGCGUUGCGCGUCUUUACAAGGCAGCGUAUCAGAGUUGGAUUCUAGUUUCCUCUGGAGUUGUUACACUCGAAGAACUUUUUGUCCUAAACGUUGUGUCAAUUUGUUUCUACGGCAAAAAAAAUGUUGAUUUUCUCAGAUCUUUGGGGUCUGAAGUGUACAGUUGCAAAUCAGUCCUUAGAAGCAUUCGUGCACUUGCCCUUCGGCUGCACAGUUUUGUGUCUUUCCUUAAGGUAAUUGCACAUCAAGGAAAUAUAGAUUAUCUGACUAAAUUAUGCCGUUCUCUACCCAUUUGCUUAUUGUUACUUAUGCGAUUUCAGGAGGGUAGAAAACUAAUCAAGACAGACUUGUAUAAAGAGAUGGAAUACCAACAAUGUACACCUCAAUUUCACUUAUUCCAUGGUGUGGUUUGCCCUCUCGGCUUGGCCUUUGCUUGCCCCAAGGAAGCAAAUGACUUAUUUACUUUUGUUCAGGCCAAAAUAAAUCCUCCUCCCGCCCAAAAUGGGAGGUUUGCUGCUUUGAUGUAUAAAGCAAAAAGAGGGAUUCACGGAGUAGCUGAAAGGGUAGCGGGACAUCUUCGAAAUGAGAAUCAGGUACAGGAAGCAUUAGAAAUUCACAACUAUACGGAGUUGGAGAAGUCAACACGAUCAACACCAGCAGUAACACCACCACCUGCACCACCACCACCACCACUUGCACCACCUGCACCACCACCACCACUACCAUCACAACAGCCGGCCAAUGAUGAUCGCGGUAAACUGCUCAACUCAAUUGAGGGGUUUGACGUCACCAAGCUAAGACAGAGACCGGAUGACUUAGUUCUAAUAGAAAAGCAUCGACUAGUCGGGGGAAAAUUAAUUUUACGUAAUUGUUUGAACUACAAAUACCCAUCACCAAGUUCUUCCAAAUGA